AUGGAAGACGGCGACCGUGGGGCUAGAGUGAGAUCUGAUUCUCAGCCCCAAUCACCAGGUCGCAACCGCGCUGCCAGUGAUGCAGACUAUAUCUCACCUUCGAGGGUCAGCGGCAUUGACGAACGCCAGAAUAGCACCCGGCGACGUAGCUCUGCUGCAUCGAGACGCAGUGGUGCCAGCAGCAUCCCCAGCUUGGUUCCUCGCACCACCCUUGCCCAACGCACUCGCGGCGCGUUCACUCUAGCUGGACCGGAUGAAACGCCCCAGCUGCGCUUGGCUCAGGAGCCCUUCGUGCAACCCGGUUAUGCAGACCUCAACCCUUCGUAUGAGCAGCCUUCCAAUGCCAGACCGGUCUGGUCGUUGGCUAAACCGCUGCCCCGUGUGGUGCGGCCUGGCAUGGUCCCUACUAAGGAAGAGCUCUUGCAGAGUCUCGCGAACGCUCAGCGUCCGGCGGAAAACUCGCAGAAAUUGGGUCUGGACGUCGAUGCCAAUGACCUUGAACAGGGUCGCAUUGAUAAGACAACUGAUCCGCGUAAAAUGGCCGCCCAGGUUGAAGAUGCUCGUCUGCAGCGUGAGAAUAACUUCAUGAACAAAAUUCUCGCGGGUGAUGGCCAAUCUGCGAGACAGACAUCGCGUAUGUCGCGCACCUCGUCCGUUCGGGGUAGACGGCCUUCUAACUGGGACAGACCUCAGGACCAAUUGUCAAUUGUGCAGGAGGGUGGUUCUCAAGACGGAGAAGAGCCAGGUGAACAACCACUCGGUGAUGAGCACUUGGAACCUAUCCCAGAGAACAUCGAUCUCGGUCAGAGACUCGAUGAUCUCUUGGAUUCAUCCGAGCUCGAGAAAGCUGGUUACCCCGAGGACUUGCACCCGCUUGUCCAGGAGCUGGUGGAGGACGAAGUUCACAACAACCACACCACCUGGUCUGUGAUCCGUACUCACCACCGCGAGGCGCUUGCCGAAGCCCUCGGUGCCUUUGUCCAGCUCACCAUGGGCUUCUGUGCUGAUCUCUCUGUCACCAUCAACAACCAGGGUAACCCCAACACGACUGAAUGGGCCUGGGGCCUGGCUACUAUGAUGGCCAUCUACAUUUCUGGUGGUGUUUCCGGUGCUCAUUUCAACCCUGUGGUCACCAUUGUUCUCUGGUUCUUCCGUGGUUUCCCUAAGGCCAAGAUGCCCGAGUACUUCGCCGCUCAGUUCCUCGCUGCCUUCUGCGCUGGUCUUGCCGCGUAUGGUAUCUACUACCAAUCCAUCACUGAAUAUCUCGUCUCAAACGCCGACACCGGCAUCAUCAACAGCUUUGUGACGAACUCGCGUGAGGCGUGGGUUGGUUCCGCGACAGCGUUCUUCAACGAGUUCAUGGGAACGGCCUUUUUGAUCGUCACCGUCCUUGCUCUCGGUGAUGACCAGAACGCUCCCCCAGGCGCGGGUAUGAACUCGCUCAUCGUUGGAUUGGUCGUUACCUGUCUGAGCAUGUGCUUUUCAUACCAAACCGGCGCGGCAUUCAACCCGAGUCGUGACUUCGGUCCCCGUCUUGCGUUGCUCGCUGUCGGAUACCCCAGUACCAUGUUCACUAACCCGUACUGGUUCUAUGGACCUUGGGUCGGUGCUCUGAGUGGUGGCUUCAUGGGUGCUUUCUUAUAUGACUUCUUUAUCUUCACUGGUGGUGAGUCGCCGGUCAACUACCCUUGGGAGCGAACCGAGCGCGCUAUGAAGAAGAGUGGAAUGAAGUGGAAGCGUCGGUUGCAUCUCGGUAAGGAUGUUUCACGGCCAAGUGUUGAAUAA
Penicillium soppii is the source of this 1785-nucleotide messenger RNA. RefSeq names its product MIP/aquaporin family protein. The record is from RefSeq and is a predicted model, not a curated record. Bases 1 to 1785 code for a protein of 594 amino acids. Gene Ontology annotation, biological process: glycerol transmembrane transport; water transport. The transcript has 2 exons. Gene Ontology annotation, cellular component: plasma membrane. NCBI's taxonomy places the organism in Eukaryota, Fungi, Ascomycota, Eurotiomycetes, Eurotiales, Aspergillaceae. Gene Ontology annotation, molecular function: glycerol channel activity; water channel activity.